Molecule: messenger RNA, 2541 nt
Organism: Physella acuta
Lineage: Eukaryota; Metazoa; Mollusca; Gastropoda; Physidae
Product: cytochrome P450 3A16-like
Molecular function (GO): iron ion binding; heme binding; oxidoreductase activity, acting on paired donors, with incorporation or reduction of molecular oxygen
Source: RefSeq, a predicted model, not a curated record
UGUGCAGAUAAGUGACUCGCAGGCAGGUGUGUCGUGAUCCGUGGCCUACAUCAGCCUGGUGACACAACAUACUGCAACAGUUCACAUAUAAAUACAGGCCUGGCCCGUGUGUUUCAAUCUACAGCCAACUGUAACAUCAGCACACCGUGUUUAUAGACCAGCCAACUGUAACAUCAGCACACCGUGUUUACAGUCCUGCUCACUGAGGCGUGUGAUCAGAUUCUAGUCAGGUGAACGUGUCCCAUUAGCACAGUCAGCAUCAGCUCAACCUGAUUCUACUCACACUCGAAAAUGCUGACAACUCUAGCAAUAAUUGCCGCCAUAUUGGCCCUCCUGGCUUAUUUGUUUGUACGUUACAUGUCAGCCACACACAACACGUUUAAAAAGAUGGGAAUAGACAACCCCCCGCCCAACCCCAUCAUAGGGAACUUUGGUCAAGCUUUCAAGUACGGAGUGUUUGAAGUCCAAAAGGUUUUCUAUCAACAGUACCGCGAUAAAAAGGUAUACGGAUGGUACGACUCUAGAAGGCCAACUAUGAUCGUCAAAGAUCUUGAUAUGGUCAAAGAUAUAUUUGUGAAAAAUUUUAAUUGUUUCGUUGAUCGCCACACUCUGUUUGAUAUUGAUCCACCUUUUAGCGAUAAUCUCCUCAACCUAAAGGGUGAGCACUGGAAACAUGUCAGAAACAUCGUGACACCAACAUUCAGUUCAAGCAGACUCAAGAAAAUGGCGCAUCAUAUUGAAAGAAAUACGAAGAUAAUGUUAGAAAAUCUUCAGGCUCUACAAGAAUCUGGCACAGAAGUUGAGGCUAGAGAUUUUUUAUCUGCCUUCACUCUUGACGUCAUAGCCAGCACCGGUUUUGGGUUAGAGAUUAACACACUCAAAAACCCAAACAAUCCUUUCGCAACUGAGGCCAAAAAAGUACUGAAUCCCAAUCCAGCUUUGUUUGUUAUGAUUUUACUGAUUCCAUCUCUAACCAAAUUAUUUUCACGACUUGGCCUCUCCAUACUACCACAAAAAUCCUUUGAAUAUUUCGUCAAAGUUGUGGAGGCGGCAAUAGAGCAAAGAAAGAGAGAAGGGUUAGAAGGGAAAGUCAACGAUUUUCUAGAUCUGCUGAUGAACGCCGAGAAAGAAACGGGAGAACCCAACAAAGAAUUGACAAGAUCAGAAAUUUAUGCUCAAGCUAUUGUACUCAUCUUUGCCGGGUACGACACUGUGGCGACAGUUCUGUCCUUCACCUUGUUCUUCAUCGCCAUGCACCCAGACUGCUGCAAACGUGUGCAGGAAGAGAUAGACGAAAAAUGUGGUCAAACCUUACCUAAUUACGAUAACGUCCAGUCUUUAACUUACCUCGACAUGUGCAUCAAUGAAUCGAUGAGAAUUGUGCCUCCAGGAAUCUUUAUCAACCGCGUGUGUGUGCAGGAGACGGAAGUCCACGGCGUGAAGUUCCCCAAGGACAUGGUCGUUGUCGUGCCAAUCUACGCUUUCCACACCGACCCGGAAAUCUGGCCGGAACCGGACAAAUUUGACCCAGAGAGAUUUACGCCAGAAAACAAAGAAUCUCGCCAUCCAUAUGCGCAUCUUCCUUUCGGCCAAGGACCAAGAAAUUGUAUUGGCAUGAGGCUGGCUCUCCUGGAGAUAAAAAUAGCCUUAGCUACAAUCUUUCAGAAGUUUACACCAACACGAUGCAGUAAAUCUGUCUACCCGAUCCAGCUGAAUAAAAUUCAGCCAAGAGCAAAUGACGGCCUGUGGCUCAAGUUUAACACCAGGAAAUAAACCAGUUAUUUGAUAAGAAACAAACUUAGAGAUCAGUAUAGUCGCUUGUUCGUUGUUUUAUAAAAUUUUAUUCUUGUUGAUUCCUGCCUCGCUUUAUAGCGCCUAAAUCUAGAGCGGCUGGACAUGGAGGUGACCAAACUGUAGCUUCUAAUGCCGAGGUAACUGAAAAAGGUGAACUGUACUUACCUGCUUCAUAGAUCGUAAGGAUUGAAUGGUACUUUUUUUACUAGCUUUACAGAGAUUUAACAUUUAAUUUGACUCUAAUAACAUGGGGGAAAAACAGUUACUGAAAGCUCAGACAAUUCUUUACAAUUUUGAAAAUGAUAAACCACAAAAGGAAAUAAACAUUUACCUAAUAAUGGUGUCAGUAAAACAAAAUGUUCAUAACGAAAAUCUUACCUGGAGUCUAAAUAAUUAUUUUUGAUAUUUUGUUCAUGCAGUGUUUGAUAGUAAUUCAUCAUCCCUCGGAUUUUUGCAUACCCUGUUAAAUUACCUUGAUUGACAGUGCACUCUUAUGUGUUUCUAUUGAUUUAGUGUAUGUGUGUUGAAAAACUCCUUGUAAACAAGUCAUUGAUUUUUCAAACGCUUCGCGAGUUUACAUAACGUCACAUUAAAUGUCUAAUGUACUGUACCAAAGGCUGUUUGAAUUUACAUGUAUUGACAAACCACAACGUUUUAUAUUAUGUUUUUAUAGCUUUAAAAAAGAAUGUUAACAUGAAUUAAUAAUGAACGGAUUAAUAUUAUAUAUAUAUAUAUAUAUAUAUAUAU